This is a messenger RNA of Cajanus cajan (pigeon pea), 1421 nucleotides long. RefSeq names its product zinc transporter 5. The record is from RefSeq and is a predicted model, not a curated record. Gene Ontology annotation, cellular component: plasma membrane. NCBI's taxonomy places the organism in Eukaryota, Viridiplantae, Streptophyta, Magnoliopsida, Fabales, Fabaceae. Gene Ontology annotation, molecular function: zinc ion transmembrane transporter activity. Gene Ontology annotation, biological process: zinc ion transmembrane transport.
ACUCAAUGCCUUUAAUUUCCUUUUCUGUUUCACUUUAUGUUGUCAUUUGUCGACACAUAAAAGAGUCCUAGUUUUAAGCAAUGAAGUGAUAUUCAUAGUCCUGCACGUAUAUAAAAUAUAAGCCCAGCAAUUCUCUUCUUCAUUCAUUCGUUAGCUAUCUAGGGUUUUCUUCUUCUUUCUUUUUGGUUUCUAAUUAACACUGUAGAAUGAACAAAAUUCAGACACAUUCUGGGCGUCACUUUACACUGAUUUUGUUUUUUGUGGUUCUUCUGCCUUGUUUGGUUGUUGGCGAUUGUACAUGUGAGAAAGAAGAUGAUACUGGUGACAAGGGUUUAGCUGAGAAAUACAAAGUAGCUGCACUUGUUUCGAUUUUGUUUGCAAGUGCAAUUGGUGUUACCCUUCCAAUGCUGGGCAAAACUUUCCCUGCAUUGCAUCCGGAGAAGGACUUGUUCUUCAUCGUGAAGGCCUUUGCAGCGGGGGUUAUAUUGUCCACUGGUUUCAUCCAUGUUUUGCCUGAUGCCUUCGAAAAGUUAACAUCUCCUUGUCUCAGUGAUCAUCCCUGGGGCGAUUUCCCCUUCGCGGGAUUUGUGGCAAUGUUAGCAGCUAUCGGAACGCUUAUGAUUGAUUCUCUUGCAACUGCAUAUUUUAAAAAGUCUAGUGUUAGCGAGAAGGAUGCUGUUGUUGACGAAGAAGAGCAGGUAGGGGGGCAUGACAUGCACGUACAUACCCAUGCAACUCAUGGUCAUGCUCAUGGUUCCAUUCCUUCUCCUUCAACAGACCUCCUUCGCCAUCGUGUUAUUUCUCAGGUGUUGGAGUUGGGGAUUGUGGUGCAUUCUGUGAUAAUAGGGAUCUCUCUGGGUGCAUCUGAAAGUCCUGACACGAUAAGGCCUCUUAUUGCUGCUUUAACUUUCCACCAAUUUUUUGAAGGCAUGGGUCUCGGUGGUUGCAUCUCACAGGCAAAAUUCAAGACAAAGUCAGUGAUAAUUAUGGCAUUAUUCUUUUCAUUGACAACACCUGUUGGAAUUGCAAUCGGCAUGGGAAUUACUAGUUCUUACAGGGAAAACAGCCAACGUGCUCUCAUCGUGGAAGGUAUUCUGAACGCAGCAUCAGCGGGGAUUUUAAUUUACAUGUCUCUUGUGGACCUCCUUGCGGCUGAUUUAAUGAGUCCCAAAGUCCAAGCAAGUGGUAAGCUUCAGCUAGGAGUUAAUGCAUUUCUUCUUUUUGGGGCUGGUUGUAUGUCCCUUCUAGCCAAAUGGGCCUAAAUCAUUAGGGCCAACUAUUGUAUAUAGCUUUCUUUUAUUAUUAUUAUUAUUAUUACAAUUAAUGAUAGUGAUUCAACUCUUUAAGCCGAUUUUGGUGUUUUUUUUCUACUGUUCCUGCCCUCAUCUUUUGGAUUAUAAGAACAAAUAGCUUUUUGUCUA